Messenger RNA from Naegleria fowleri, 531 nucleotides. RefSeq lists its product as uncharacterized. Lineage: Eukaryota; Heterolobosea; Eutetramitea; Acrasida; Naegleriidae. The transcript has a single exon. The record is from RefSeq and is a predicted model, not a curated record. Bases 1 to 531 code for a protein of 176 amino acids.
AUGCUUUCCUUUUCAAUUAGACUGUUCAAUUCAGAAGGUCUUCAAACAUGUUACGUCCUUAAGGGACAAUCUUUCCAAUAUGCUUUCCAUUCUUGUGUGCGUUAUAUCAAGUUGAGAUAUGGUGCCAUUGACUACAAAUCUUUUGUCUCUGCUCGAUUUUCAUUGGAUGGAACGGUUUAUGAACAUUUUGCACUAGAUGACGAAGGCAGUUCUCCUUAUUUCAAAAUUACUAAAUUUGAAAAAAAAGAAACAUCAACACAAGAUGAGGUAACAGUCAACUGUUUGAAAUGUAGCAAUGGAAAAGCAAACAUUACCAAAUCUUUCGUAAAGGAAUUGGAAAUCUUGUUUACCAAUCGUGAUUUGCCUGAAUAUCUUUCCCACUUAUUCGACACGUGGAAAAAAGAACCAGCAGGCGAAAAGAGGAAUAAACUCGUUGAAGCUCUCAUUAGAUGCCUUCCAUGGGAUUCCAGUUGGAAUUGGGUGUUCUUUUCAGAUCAAGUCAAUGUAGUUGAUCGGAUCAAGUAUGCCUAG